Messenger RNA from Uncinocarpus reesii 1704, 3039 nucleotides. RefSeq lists its product as uncharacterized. Gene Ontology annotation, molecular function: ATP hydrolysis activity; ATP binding. The record is from RefSeq and is a predicted model, not a curated record. NCBI's taxonomy places the organism in Eukaryota, Fungi, Ascomycota, Eurotiomycetes, Onygenales, Onygenaceae. The transcript has 3 exons. The coding region runs from base 1 to 3039 and encodes 1012 amino acids.
AUGCCGGAUCCUCAGCCUGCCUCGUCUCCGUCAAACGCGCCCGUGCAUUCCUCCUCCGACAAACCCGGGCCAAACAAAGGUAGUUCUACCGGCGACAGCCGUGAUUCGGGCCCUGAUCCCGUCCUGACCCCUUCUACGGCCUCCUUCACUCCGUCUCCACAGCCAGACAGCCAUUUAAACACGCCUAACAUGCCAGACGAAAAAUCUGGCUCGUCCGGAAACAAUGCCGACGGCCUAGAAAAGAAGCAGGAAGCUGGCACCGAAACAAUGACCCCCAAGACAGACGCGACUCCCGCCUCCUUGUCUACAACGGACAACGCCCCAAAGAAAUCUAUCUGUAAAAAACACGCUGCCGUCCACGGCUCGAAGUCAGAGAAGUCGAAGAAAAAGAAGAAAGCUGUAGAAUCGUCCACCUCCGACAGUGACAGUGACGACGAUUCAUCCGAAAGUUCUAGCUCAUCCUCAUCCUCCGAUAGUUCGGAUUCGGACUCGGAAGACUCUUCGGAUUAUGACUCUCACAAAAAGUGUAAAAAGAAGAAGAAGAAGAGGGCCAAGGAACGAGCCAAAAAGCUGAAGCAGAAGAAAAAGGCGAGAAAGGACGAAACCUCCACUUCCGAAGAUGACAGCGAUAGCGAUGAAGAUGUCUCUUCCGAAGAUGAGAAGGCCAAAAAAGCAAAGUUGAGAGCGAAGAGGAAGGCUAGGAAGGCCAAGAGGCUGCAAGAGGCAGAGACGGAAGAUGAUGGCGAUGUGGAUGCGGCAGAGACACAAAUUCGCGGCACCCAACGUGCAAGAGGAGGUCUCCGUGGCGCUCGUGGACGCAAACUCAAACAGGCGGGCUACAUUGACAACAAGCUUCUGGCCGAGCAGACAGCGCAGCAGGCAGCUUUGUUGCAGCAGCAACAGCGGGCUCUGCAAAAGGCCGCUAGAGCCAAGAAGCAGAAGCGAGCUUCCAAAGUAGCAUUUAAGCGAAUUGAUCAAUUAUGGGACAACACCCUUCAUAAUUACAAAUUGACUGAGACUGUGAAGGAUCCUGAUGCCAAUGAAUGGGACCAAUACAUCUUCACUGUUCGUCGUCGAUUUGACUGGGAUAACAAGUAUCUCGAAACGCUUGUCGAUAUCAAGAGCAAAGCCCUCAAAGAUGCCCUUACCCACGUCAUGGACGGCGUCAAGAGCGUCAGUCUCGUUCAAGACACUCCUGCCGUAGACCCUAACAUGCUAUUUCUCUACCUGGAAGAGUGUCGUGCAUACGUGAAGGAGCUCAAGGGACUCGCCAAGACCGCCGAAAAGAAGAAAGUGAGGAAGCAGGUAGAGCUGAAAGCAUCACACCUGAAAGUGCUAGUCAAAUACCUUGACAAGGACUACGCUGAGACCAAGAAAACGUUGUAUCCCUUGCUGGAAAACAACACCAUCACUUUUGACCUCUUGUGGGCAUUGUUCAAACCAAAUACCAUCGUCUAUACCCCCACCUACGGCGCUGCUGACGAGCCUCGUGCGUUUAAACUUGAAUAUGCUACCAAGGAGAGCUCGUUCAUGAAGGGCCAGUGGUACUCAAUCGAAGGCCGCUACCUGGAAUAUGAUGGUAAAUCUUUUGGCAUGGGCACUAUGACGAGCGAAGUUGAUUUCUUCAAGGGGCCUCGGAAGAUCACCAGCCUUGCAUGCUACCCAAUUCAAUAUCAUCGCGAUUCAGAGGCUUUGAAGACCAAACUUGUCGAUCGAGGAAAGAAGUUUGUGGCUCUCCAAGGGAUGAAUUACCGUUUCCACCAAGGAAUGGCAUUCUUCAAAAAGCGCCGCUCCAUCAUCAAAGUCAAUAUCAAUGGCCGUGUCAUGGUAGAUCCCGCGCUGCACCGCCGAAUCAAUCCAAAUUAUCCUAUCAGUACGGUAAAGCCGAAGGAUUCGGAUAUUCUCGACGGUUCUGGCGAUGAUACGGAUGGCGAGGGUUGUUGCUGCGGGUCUUCAUCAGAAACUGAGCGAGCCGGUCGAGAUGAUAUCGCUCCAAAGACCAAGCUCAAGGUUAUUCAUGACAAGGAGGGUAAGCCUCAUCUCGUCGAAGUCGAGAUUGAUGAAAAUGGAAACGAAAUCGUGAAGGAGGACAUUGACAAAAUCAAGGAUGGUGCAGCUGGGAACAAUGAUAUCGACUUCACAGAGGAGGAGCUCUUGAUCGCCAGCCCAGUCGUUCUAGGAUUUGCUUUUAGCGAAAAACUUUGGCUGGAAUUUACCGUGUCUGGCAUCAGGGAAAUUGAAUGGAACUCUGGUGCUUUCGACUCCCUAGUCCUUCCUGGCAAUCAAAAGUCUAUUGUCAAGGCUUUGGUGGAGUCUCACACUUUCCACGCGGCAGAGAAUAUUGAUGAUGUUAUCCAAGGAAAAGGCAAAGGGCUUGUCGCCGUCUUGCACGGUCCCCCCGGAACUGGAAAGACUUUAACUGCAGAAGGCAUCGCCGAAUUACUCAAGCGUCCUCUGUAUAUGGUCAGUGCCGGAGAGCUCGGUACCGAUUCGCGUACACUCGAAGGAGAAUUGAACAAGAUCCUUGACAUUGCCCAUUCCUGGGGUGCCGUUCUUCUUCUGGACGAGGCAGACGUGUUCUUGGAGAAGCGGACAAUUCAAGAUAUUCACCGGAAUGCCUUGGUUAGCAUCUUCCUGCGAUUACUCGAAUACUUCCAGGGCAUUCUUUUCCUCACAACUAACCGCGUUGAAACAUUUGAUGAUGCAUUCCAAUCGCGCAUUCACGUUGCUUUGCGUUAUGGCGACUUGACGACCAAAGCCAAACGCACCGUUUGGAAAAUGUUCCUUGACAAGGUUCGCACGAAGGAGGGUCUUGAGGUGGUUAAGUUCACCGAUAAAGACUACGAUACCCUAGCCAGGCAUAAUCUCAAUGGUCGACAGAUCAAGAAUUCCGUUCGAACUGCGCAAGCACUUGCCCUUAACGAAAAGGCUGCAUUGUCCAUGGAACAUAUUAAUCGCGUUCUCGAUGUUGCUGAGACCUUUGAACACGACCUCAAGGGCGGAACGGGAUACAUGGACGCCAUGCGAAGCUAUACUUAA